AUGAGCGCCCCGGGCGCCGAGAGUGCGGGGAAGAGCCUGCCGUACCGAGUGGACCACCUGCUGAGCGCCGUGGAGAGCGAGCUGCAGGCGGGCAGCGAGAAGGGCGACCCCACGGAGCGCGAGCUGCGCGUGGGGCUGGAGGAGAGCGAGCUGUGGCUGCGCUUCAAGGAGCUCACCAACGAGAUGAUCGUGACCAAGAACGGCAGGAGGAUGUUCCCCGUGCUGAAGGUGAACGUGUCUGGCCUGGACCCCAACGCCAUGUACUCCUUCUUGCUGGACUUUGUGGCUGCGGACAACCACCGCUGGAAGUAUGUGAACGGAGAGUGGGUCCCCGGGGGCAAGCCCGAGCCGCAGGCGCCCAGCUGCGUCUAUAUCCACCCGGACUCCCCCAACUUUGGGGCCCACUGGAUGAAGGCGCCGGUCUCCUUCAGCAAAGUCAAGCUCACCAACAAACUCAACGGAGGGGGUCAGAUCAUGUUGAACUCCUUACACAAGUACGAGCCCCGGAUCCACAUAGUGAGAGUAGGGGGCGCACAGCGGAUGAUCACCAGCCACUGCUUCCCUGAGACACAGUUCAUCGCCGUGACCGCUUACCAGAACGAGGAGAUCACGGCUCUUAAAAUUAAAUACAAUCCAUUUGCAAAAGCUUUCCUUGAUGCAAAGGAAAGAAGUGAUCACAAAGAUAUGAUGGAGGAACCUGGAGACAGCCAGCAGUCCGGGUACUCCCAAUCAGGGGGUUGGCUCAUCCCUGGAACCAGCAGCCUGUGCCCACCCGCCACCCCCCACCCUCAGUUCGGAGGGCCCCUCUCUCUUCCCUCCACGCACGGCUGUGAAAGGUACCCUGCCCUCAGGAACCACCGGCCAACCCCCUACCCCAGCCCUUACGCACACCGGAAUAAUUCUCCAACCUAUUCUGACAAUCCAUCGCCGUGUUUGUCCAUGCUCCAAUCCCACGAGAGCUGGCCCAGCCUUGGGACCCCUGCCCACACCGGCAUGCUUCCCAUGAGCCACGGGGCCGGCCCGCCCAGCAGCUCCAGCCAGUACCCCAGCCUGUGGUCCGUGAGCAACGGCGCCAUCACGCCCGGGGCCCCGACGGCGGCGAUGGCCAACGGGCUCGGCGCGCAGUUCUUCCGGGGCUCGCCCGCGCACGCGGCGCCUCUCACCCACCCGGGGCAGGCCUCCUCCUCGUCGGGAUCCCCGCUGUACGAAGGGGCCCCCACGGCCACAGACAUUCCCGACAGCCAGUACGACGCGGCGGCGCAGGCCCGCCUCCUAGCCUCGUGGACGCCGGUGUCGCCACCUUCCAUGUGAAGCGAGGCCUGCGUUGGGACAGACGCCGGACUUCGUGUGGGGCCUCCGCUGUGGACCUGGUUGCCGUUCCGGGUACAGCGCGGCAGCUCGUGGGUCCAGGGGAGGAAG
Messenger RNA from Lontra canadensis (Northern American river otter), 1419 nucleotides. It is a transcript of the gene TBXT, whose product is annotated as T-box transcription factor T. NCBI's taxonomy places the organism in Eukaryota, Metazoa, Chordata, Mammalia, Carnivora, Mustelidae. Bases 1 to 1311 code for a protein of 436 amino acids. The transcript has 8 exons. Gene Ontology annotation, cellular component: nucleus. Gene Ontology annotation, biological process: mesoderm formation; positive regulation of DNA-templated transcription; regulation of transcription by RNA polymerase II. Gene Ontology annotation, molecular function: RNA polymerase II cis-regulatory region sequence-specific DNA binding; DNA-binding transcription factor activity, RNA polymerase II-specific. The record is from RefSeq and is a predicted model, not a curated record.